Botrytis cinerea B05.10 is the source of this 898-nucleotide messenger RNA. RefSeq lists its product as hypothetical. The record is from RefSeq and is a predicted model, not a curated record. The transcript is spliced from 2 exons. The coding region runs from base 114 to 614 and encodes 166 amino acids. Lineage: Eukaryota; Fungi; Ascomycota; Leotiomycetes; Helotiales; Sclerotiniaceae.
GCAGAAAUUCACAAUUACGAAACUUUCAACAACACAUCAUUUAUCAACAAAUACGAAAAUCAGUACAAAAAUUUCCUAAUAAAGUUCUCAUUCUGGUCUAUCAGAAUCAUAGAAUGUUUCGAAUGGUUCACCACACUCGCGGUAGCGCAAUCGCUGCCUUCCUUACUCGCAAUCAUCGUCCUAUCACUUUCUCUCGCUCUAUUCACAAUGUCAAGCUCGUAGGACUCCACAAUCAGUUAUUCCAGCCAGAUCCGGAGAUGAUAAGAUUCGAUGGUCUUAGACUUCAUGGUCCCACAGAUAAAAUGGUAACACAUCCUGGAUGCAUAGAGCCGGCAAGAGCAAUAGCUUCGGAGGCUACUCGCUAUCCAAACUUUGCCCAAAACUCUAAAAAAAUUGAGACGCCAACAAUUCUUGUGGCUUCUGUCACAGUUCUAAUCGCUGAAUCUCCGGCCGAGAUACCCCUCCUGAGCAAAGCAACCUUUGGCGAGCUCAUCGCCGCGCUUGGUGAUGCUAUCGAAUCUUUGACGUGGGUUCAUAGCGGUCGUCCCAGAAAAAGCACAAAGUUACCUAAAGAUACCGAAAACACAAUAGGUGGAGGUGAAGAAGUCCUUUAAGAUGAUAUUAUAGGGGUGUGGAUGAAUUACCUAUCAUUUCGAAGCCAUUUACUUCUUCCUCAGCUACAAGAUCUAGUAUCAUCAUAUGUUAUUGUGAAUAAUAGUUAUGAGGAAUGAGAUGGGCAGUAUUCAUUGGGACACGUGGAUAGACUGGAAGUUAGGAAAGAUAUCAAUUCGAGCAGCCACAUGUAGCCAAAAUUUGCGACACUGCUCGAUAACGUAUAAUUAGUGACUAUGGGAUCAACAUAUAACAUCCAUAUCAUAAGAUUGAUAAAAUAUUAUCA